Molecule: messenger RNA, 1821 nt
Organism: Bicyclus anynana (squinting bush brown)
Lineage: Eukaryota; Metazoa; Arthropoda; Insecta; Lepidoptera; Nymphalidae
Product: cilia- and flagella-associated protein 99-like
Exons: 1
Coding region: 1-1821 (606 amino acids)
Source: RefSeq, a predicted model, not a curated record
AUGGUUUAUUACUAUACAUCAACUAAUAUCAAAGUAUUACGAAAUAUUAUAAUUGAUUUUGAAGCUUCCAAGGAAUUAUCACCACAAGAAUAUAUGAAAAUGUACAUCGAAAAAUGUCCAGACUCAAUAGAUGAUUCAAAAAUUUCCUGGAUAGUAGAAAAUUUUCUAAGUUUUCAAAAACACGGCCCUUUCCUAAGAGAUAUGGUAUCCCACUUAACUGAAGAGCUGUCUGAAGAGGAUUGUGAUUAUUUUAUGAUUCAACUGAAUGCGGUAAUUUUUCAUCUCACUCCCUCGGACAUGCACCUUCUAUAUAAAUGCUUUUUCAACUUAAGUAAGUCACUGUUAAACAUUUUCACGGCGUUUUUGAGUAAUAAUGAAGUAUUAACGUUUAUAUCGCAGAUUGCACAAACUCAUUAUGACAUAAACUUUAUAAGUGAAAGAAUAAUAAAUCCUUUAUUUACUUGGCAACCUUACAUAAGUGAAAUGGGUCAUAAUUAUGCACAAUAUGUAAAAAAAAUUGAAAGUAGAAAAAUAAAGUUACCGACGAUACCCAUUCAACCAAAUGUGCUUAAUAGAAAGGGUAAAGAAGACCACUGUAGAAAAGAAGUCCACUCUGGUGAAGUUGACCACUCUAGAAAACCAACAAUUCCCGAAACUCCACCUAACUCUUUGAACCAGAAAGGAAAAAAGAUGUUAACAAAAAGCGUUAUUGACGAAAAGCUUAAAGAAAUCCAUGAAAAUAAUAAACAAAAAGGUUUAGAUUUACUUAAAGAAAUUAAGGCAAAAGAUUACCACUUUGCUCAAGGAAAGUCAGAUCAAUAUUAUAAAAAAAUUACAAAUAUCAGAGACGAAAUUGAAAAUAAAUCUCUUAGGACAGUUCCAAAAGAAAAACAAAGACUUUUAAAUUGUACCACUCAACCGAUCGUAAAAGAUACCGCAACUACAGUUAGAAGGCUGAAUAAAAGGAUAGAAAUAUCAGAAAAAGAAGAAGUUCAGUGGUUACAAAAUUUACUAACAAGUUGCCGGGAUACUUUAAAGAUUGAAGAAAUUGAAGAACAUGAUCGGCAAGAAAAGGAAAGAAAAAGAUUACUCGAUAUUAAAAAAAAACAUUUAUUAGGACAAAUAUCUUAUGAAGAAGCUGUUAUUGCUAAAAAAAAACUUCAUGAUGAUAAUAAAAAAAAACAUGAAAUGUUUUUGAAAGAAAAGCAUUCAUGGGAAGAAGAGAUUGAAAGAUGGAAGAAAGAAGAAAUGGAAAAAAACAGGAAACAAGUAGAAAAAUUGUCGUUAAUUGAAUUGGAAAUGCUUCAUGCUAAGCACAAUGUUACUAUGAAAAAGAAAGAAAUUGCUGAUAAAAAAAGAAAAGAGUCUGAAGAAUUGCUGUCAAGAGCUAUGAAAGAAAAACAAGAAAAUUUAGACCGUAGAAUAAAAAUGAUAAAAGAAAUUAAAAUCCUUGCAUUGAUUGCUAAAAAAGCUAAAGUUCCAAAAAUUAUUGAUUUAACAGAAUCAUCUGGACUAGGGUUCCUUUGUGAGAUGUCAAUGGCUGAAUUACAAGAAAGAUUAGGUUUUUUAAAAGUCGGACUUAAAGAAGAGCUAGAAAAAAAGAAGACACAUAUAAAACAAAGAAAGGAAGCUGCUAAGCGUGAACUAGAAGAAACUAAAAAAUCUAAUAAAAACUUUAUAGUGGAACGUGCAAGUCUGAAACAACUACAAAAGAAAAAGUGUAUAAGUAAUCCUCGUGAAAUAUCUGCAUCGAAGGAAAUACUCGAAUUGAAAAAGGUUUUAGAGGAAAAACGAAAGCUACGAAUCAUGCUUACUAGAUAG